ACGUGCUGUUUCCGUGUGUGACGGUGUGUACGUACUGCAUGCGGGCUGGUUUCAUGCUCGCUCGCUCACGAUCACGCGCGCACCGUGAGAUUGCUUUAAUCAUGGCGGCUACAAGGAGGUUAAAGAAGGAACUGGAUGACAUCAAAAAGAACAGUACACCAUGCGUUAAGACGGUGAACAUAGAUCCAUCAAGUAUUCUAAUUUGGCAGAUUCUUCUUGCACCAAGCAAUCCACCCUUUUCUAAAGCUGGAUUCAAGGUUGAUAUAGUGUACCCUGCAGAAUACCCUUUCAAGCCCCCCAGGAUAACUUUCGCAACGAAAAUCUACCACCCCAACAUUGAUGAGAAGGGUCAAGUAUGUCUGCCUAUCAUCUCUCCAGAGAACUGGAAGCCAGCUACCAAGACAGACCAAAUCAUCCAAGCCCUGGUUGCUUUAAUCCAUGAUCCUGAGCCCGACCAUCCUCUAAGGGCAGACCUAGCAGAGGAGUACACCAAGGACAAAAAGAAAUUUAUGAAAAAUGCCGAAGAACACACUAGAAAAUACGGCGAGCACCUUAAAGACUAAUAUCACUUCCUCCCUUCCCCUCUUGCCCUCCCCCCUUCCUCUCCUCCUCCCCCUCCUCCUCCUCCCCUCUCUCUACUUCAUUGGCCCUCCAUAGAAAAUAAGAAUAUGUUCCAAUCAUUGGGUGUAAACAAUAGAUAGUUGCCCUUUAUUUUAUGCAAUUUUUUUUGUCAUGUGGACAUAUAGAUAGCCUAUCAAAUUCUUCUCUCCAGAUCAUGUGAUAUAUUAACUCUUGGAGAGAAAAAACAAAAAAGAAAGGUGACCAAUGCAAGAGAAAUGAUGUAUCACCAUUUUACUAUUACAGAUAUUUUACAUAUGAUCUGAUCACACAAAUCAUUUUUGUGAAACCUUGUUGAUUGCAAAAUGUUUCAUUUGUUAGCCAUCUCUGUUUAUGAAGUUUCCCACUUACAAACUGCAAUAGAAUUAACAGUCGCAAGUGGUCUGUCCUAUUGGUAAGAGCUUGAGUGGCACACAAAUUGGAUUUACAUAGCCAGGUACAAGAACUUUGAACACUGACUGAUACAUUUUGCUUGAUUGUUUUUGUUGGAAUGGAUAAAAGAAAGACUGCACAAAAGAAUGUUAUACGGCCACAUCGAACUGAUACGAAGUGUACUAUUAUGGCCCACUAAUUUUACCAAACUCGCAACAGAUGAAAUAGUAAUUUAGGACUUACAGCAUUCAGAAAAUGAAGUGGUUUUUGGUUAGUAGUCAAUGUUUGAAAUCCUAAAACUUCAAAAGAUUCAGCAUCUGACUGAAGAAGCAAUAGCAUGUAUGUAACAUUGUUUGCAUUUGUUAUAUUCUAGGGGUACAUGUAAUGCUAGUCUAUCAUCACUUCAGUUACCCACCUCUAAUAAUGAUGGAGUUUUCACAUAUUUUGAUAUCUCUAGGAAUGUAUCAAAGUGAUAUUGAUUUUAAUGUACUGGUUAACUGGCACAUGAAUCACCCAAAACUCUUUAAAUUCUAGAAAUAAAUCUUUUUCAGCCUUGAUUGUUGUUAUUUUCCUCAAACAAACUUAAUACAAUUUUGCUCUGACAAUUUUUUACAGAAAUAUAAGGUAUUGAAUUUCUCCAAUGCUGCUAGUAAUGAUUAAAAUCGAAAUUGUACUAACUUUUUUCUUUAAGGUAAACCUUUCCUUGCAAGACAGGGAGCUAUUGGUAGAGGUAGGGUGUAUCCAUUCUAUUGGAGGUGUGUAGAUUUCUAUGAUGUUGAUUGCAGCUGUGGUCAGGAAGGAUUGUAAAGAUGUAGGAUAUUUAGACAGAUCUGGGUAUUGUUAUCUUUAAGGCCCAGAACCCUAACCCGUGUUCUACAAAAUGUUGUUCUUGGGAUCUGAGGUCUGAUUUCUCUUUUUUUAAACAUGAUAUUAGACUCGGGGUCAGGUUUAACUGAAUUGGUAGAAUACGGACCGAUAUGAUCAUACAACAUUCAAAUUUGGGGAGAAGAUUGCACGAGAUGACGAGAAACGGAGAAAGGGUACCAUUCUGCCCCAACCUUUCAGGAGAAUGGUGGCGUUGAUAUUAAACGGGAGGGAAGCUCAAUCAGCUAUUGAUGUGUAAUUCAAAUUGCCAAUUUUUCUCCAAUUUUGUUGUGGUUUGAUCCAAUGAUGUAUGAUUGGCUUCAUGAUUUGAAAAGUUAUUUACAUCAAAUACAUACACAAUUACUUAAGCAUUCAAAAUGGGUUUUGGUCAUCAAUUAAUUUGCGAUGUGUUUGUAUUAGUGUGAAAAAAAAAUAAAACUUGGAGCUCUUAUUAAAAUAAGAAAAGCAAGGGUUGAUGAUGAUUAUGUCUUAUUUUGUAUAAAAGUUUGCAAUACUGUUUAUUGUAGUGAUCGGUAGAUAUAAGAAAGUUAGUUUUUGACAGCGUAUUGCAACGGGAUGUUUAUAAUAUUGCAUUUUUUGUGGUAGCCUUAGAUCUCUCAUAUUCUUAUUUUAUCUUUUGUCUGUACUCUACCUGUAAAUUCUUAUUUCUUUUCCAUUUUGAUUUUCUCCACAGUAGAUGAUGUUUUAUUUUAAAGCUUUGCCUAAUUAAAAAAAAACAGCAGAAUUGCAUUUAUGACAUUUCAAACAAAACAAGGAAGAUACUAGAAGGUGCCAAAAAACAGAACAUGCAUAGAUUAUAACCAUCACAUUUGCUUUGAGUGUGAUUAGCAGUCUCUAACGUAUUAACACCAGGAAACCUUGUUUUUUUAAUUAGGCAAAACUUGUUAAUCUAAAGAUACUGUACUAGGAUACACUGUAGUGGGAGUCUAUGUCAGCAUCUGUCUCUUUGUGGCUAUAGUUAUCAGGAAAUAGUAUUUCAGUGAUAUGUAUUUUCUACAUUCUCUAAGAAUUAGUGAGAGAUAAAAGAGAAAGUGUAAUUUGUGUAUUUAGCAAAAUGGCAAACAGCAUGUCAUGAUAUCCAAUAAUACUGCAGUAGGCUUAGACUAUUAGAUAGCAAUGCGUUUCCCCUUCUUUUCAUUAGCCACACAUAUGUUUCAAUGUUCCAGAUGCAAAUGGUUGUCACAGAAAUGUUUGUAACUUUGUUCACAUUAGUUUGUCUGUGACCAUCUUCAUAUUGUUUUCUUCUUUACGUUGUAGAACAAUAUAGGGUCAAACUUUUGUAGUCUUUUGAUGAAGAAGAAUCAUGCAUCGAGAAUAAACUUGUAACUUCCAUCUUUGUAGUACAUGUUUCUAGUAUUUGAACUAGCCAUAUGAUAGCAUGUUACCAAACAAGUCAUAUUCUGUUUUGAGAUUCAAAUGCAAACCUAAGUUACUUACUGAAUUUUCAUUUUCUUGCAGCUGUUUAUUAGGUAAUUUUUCUGUUUAAUUUUUGCAUCAUAACAUUCUCCUUAAUAAUAUUCGAAAUAGGCCUUUAGUGAAUUGAAAUCUUUGAAAAUGCAUACUAACCUCACUAAAAUAAUAUUAUCUUUUCUACAUUCUAUGUUUGUAGUUUAAUUAUGUUCUUUUGAAAACUUAUAAGGUUUUUAUUUCAAAGUUAUAUGUCAGAUGGGGUUCAAUGUUAUAUUAGAAUAUAUGUCAAUUAUCAUUUCACGUAAGAUAGGGGAUAAUAUUUCAUUGUAUGUAAAUCUGAUAUCUAAUGAUUUGAGUAAAAGAUUGUGUGAUUAAAAAAAA
Messenger RNA from Strongylocentrotus purpuratus (purple sea urchin), 3666 nucleotides. RefSeq names its product ubiquitin-conjugating enzyme E2 L3. NCBI's taxonomy places the organism in Eukaryota, Metazoa, Echinodermata, Echinoidea, Camarodonta, Strongylocentrotidae. Bases 39 to 563 code for a protein of 174 amino acids. The record is from RefSeq and is a predicted model, not a curated record. The transcript has 4 exons.